Molecule: messenger RNA, 1254 nt
Organism: Ostreococcus lucimarinus CCE9901
Lineage: Eukaryota; Viridiplantae; Chlorophyta; Mamiellophyceae; Mamiellales; Bathycoccaceae
Exons: 2
Coding region: 1-1254 (417 amino acids)
Biological process (GO): regulation of DNA-templated transcription
Molecular function (GO): histone acetyltransferase activity
Source: RefSeq, a predicted model, not a curated record
AUGGCGCGCGAUGACGCGGGGCGGCGCAAAAGCGAGUCCACGUCCGAUCGCGCGGGCGCGCUGGACGUCGGCGCGCGCGUGUGGGCGAAGGCGUCGUUCGAUGAAAAACGACGGCUCGGGGAAAUCGUCGACGUGCGUCGCGAGGACGGCGUCGCGGUGGCGUAUUACGUGCACUAUAGCGAGUUGAAUAAACGCCUGGACGCGUGGGUGCCAGUGGAGGACGUGGAGACGCGUAAGGAGGGCGAGGGCGAGGUGAACGGGAAGCAGCCGAAGACGUUGACGCGGAAUUCUAAGCGGAGAUAUAAUGAGAUACACAACGUGGACGCGCCGGUGGAGGAUUUGCCGCCCAUGGAUCAAAUGUUUGAGCGCAUGCACGAGGAGAAAACAAAGGUGAAGAACGUGCACUCGAUCGAGCUCGGGCGGCACGAGAUGGACACGUGGUAUUAUUCUCCGUAUCCGGAUGACUUCGGAAAGUGUUCCAAGCUGUACUUGUGUCAGUAUUGUUUCAAGUAUAUGCGAAAGGCGAAGACGUGCGUGCGGCACAAGGCGGAGUGCGAGAUGAAGCAUCCGCCGGGAAAGCGGGUUUAUCGACAUCCACAGGGCGAGGGCGAACCGUUGUUGAGCUUUUGGGAAAUCGAUGGCGCGCACUUCAAAAUGUACUGCCAGAAUUUGUGUUUGAUGGCGAAACUAUUCUUGGACCAUAAGACGCUGUACUUUGAUGUCGAACCGUUUAUGUUUUACGUGCUCACUGAGUCAAUGGAUGGAGACGAAACGCACGAUAUCGUGGGUUACUUUAGCAAAGAAAAGGUUUCAGUGGACGAUUACAACUUGGCGUGUAUUUUGACGCUGCCGGCGUAUCAACGCAAGGGAUAUGGCUCAUUCUUAAUAUCGAUGAGCUACGAGCUGAGUCGACGCCAAGGCGUGUACGGCACCCCCGAACGGCCGCUGUCUGAUCUCGGACAAGUGAGUUAUAGAAGCUAUUGGAGUCGAGUCGUUUUGGACGUGCUCCACAAGCACAGAGGAAACCUCAGCGUGAAGGAUCUGAGCUCGAUGUUGAUGUUUCGCGAGGCAGACAUUGUCAGCGCGUUGCAGUCGCUCAAUCUGGUCAAAUACUGGAAAGGCCAGCACAUCAUCUCUUCUUCGCCAAAAAUUGUGGAAGAACACUUGAGUAGUUUUGAAAAGAAAUCCGCUAUAGCGGGUACGAGGCUCGAAUUCAACCCGGAGUACUUGAAUUGGACGGCGCCGCCGAUGUAG